Molecule: messenger RNA, 4889 nt
Organism: Belonocnema kinseyi
Lineage: Eukaryota; Metazoa; Arthropoda; Insecta; Hymenoptera; Cynipidae
Product: anillin-like
Exons: 17
Coding region: 409-4080 (1223 amino acids)
Biological process (GO): septin ring organization; actomyosin contractile ring assembly; mitotic cytokinesis
Cellular component (GO): actomyosin contractile ring
Source: RefSeq, a predicted model, not a curated record
AAACGCGGAGCUCCUGAAGUUUUUCCGACAUUUUCGGCGAGAAGGAAUCGAAAAUUUGAAAAUAUUUCAACUCGAGAUUAAGUUUAUCGAAAAAAUCUAUUUUUACGCAAAAGCAAGAGCAUUUUUUAUACAAUGAAAAGGAUUUUCGGAGCCUUUGAAGUCAAGUGUAAACAAACGUGCUUCGUUUGAUUUUUUGGCAUGGCGGUUGCAUUCAAAUUCAACGGACAAAAAUAACGACAGUUAUUUUGUAACGUCGGUACCGUGUGCACAGUGAAAAGGUGCGGUGCUUCAGGGAAAACUUUCGCGAGUUUAAAAAACAUUGAUUUAUCUACUUGCAAAAAAAGGUUCCGAGGUUUGGCGAAAAAAGAAGAGAAAGUGUACGAGAUUCUGGGCAAAAAAGGAAGAACAAUGGACCCUUUUACGCAGCGAAUGCUGGAACGAGCAAGAGCGAGGAGAGAAAAAUUAGAUGCCCAAUUAUCGAAUGCUGGCCAUGACGUAAAAAGAAGGCGAAGUCCUCUUAAGGACGCAAAUGCCAUCCUCGCACAAGUACCAGCAAUUACACAACAAAUCGUUUCGAAAACACCGAAAAAGUCCUCUAGUUCGAGCUCGAUUUCGAGCUCAAAAAGCUCGCCUUCCUCCGUUUCCCCAGUAAAAACAAGAAAAUCGUCUCCCUUAACGUCUCCUGUAAAAGCAACGAGGAAAUCGUCUCCUUUGAAAAAACAGGAAUCGACCAAGGAAAAUGGAGAGAAUCCAGCUUCCAAUGUUAGGUCGAAGUUGCAGAGAUUGGGCACCUUAUACUCGGAUAGAGAGCUUAGCUCACCGAUUCAUAGAACAGAGGAAAAAUUUAUGACUGAGGAAGAAUCUGCGGAGCAGAAAUCUGCGAAAUGUGGAGCCAGACUUAACAGAUUAGCGGCUCUCGCAUCGACGAUUAAUAAUUGGGAGGAUGAUUUAUCUCAUCCAACUUUGAUCAAACCAACAAUCUCUAAAGCAGAGAAGAUACAAGCAAAAUUAAAUGAACAAGUCAGAAACGCUGACCCUCAACCAGGAACGAGUGGAGUUCGAAAUUUAACUCGCAGCAAUAGCAGAAGUCCCACAAAACAGUUAAAAUGGGACAAAGCGGUCCUGGAAACGCUGGAGGCACAAGGUUUUAGUCGCACUAAGAGCAGUUCUCGCCUCGUGUAUGACUAUAAGGAUUGUUCUCAGGAAUCCAGUAGUCCCCAGGGAUCACCAAAAAAGCGAGAGGGUUUCCCGGAAAUUGUGGGCGCCACCCACAAAGCCGAAGAACAGUCUACCAUCACGAAAUCCAACAACAGUCCAAUGAAAUCCAACAACAGUCCGAUAAAAUGCGACAGCAAUACGUACAAAAUCACGACUGUGAAGACGAGCAGCGUUGGAGGAGGGCCUUCGGGAUCUUCAAGAUUCAACGAGAACGUGAGCAAGUCACCGGAAAAGAAAGAUACUAACUCAAGCGUUAGUAGCUCUCGAUUAAUGUCUAGGUAUGGUUUUAACGGUUCUCCUAAGAGUCCCAUGAAACAGUCACCAGGUUCCGUGCUGAGCAAGGCCUCCCUCUUCGAAAAGAACAACAGCACCUACGUCAAGGUGAAGGAUCCUGCCGAGAUGACGCUCAGUGAGAGGAUGGCGCUUUUCGAACGAAACAAGGGAGAGGCUCCGAUCCCCAAGGCGCCGCUCACGAUGUCCGUUCCCACCAAGAUGUUGAUGGAAAAGGAGAAACCGAGUGGAGACUAUAGGCCGAAAGCUGAUGUGACCGGAAGAGCAGUUUCGCAACAGCGGAAUAUUUACGAGCACGGUUACACCCAGGAACUCGAAAAUAAUAUUUUGCAUAGCAUACAGGCCGAGAGACAAAAAGAAUUAGAAAUGCUGAGAACUCGUUUUAAUCGAAAUAAGGAAGUGGCCACUGUUGCUGCUGGUUGUGCCUUGAGGACGAGUGAAAGCAGUGAAGGAAAAUCGGUUUCACCCAAGAAUUCUCCCAUUUGUCCUGUCAAACCUACGCCCGCUCCGCAGGAUCAUGUGCCCCCGCCUCCACCUUUGCCACAGGAUACGGGAAGGCGAUCCUCUCCGAAUAAAAAUACUCCAGUCAAAAGACAAGUAGUGAGUGGUUUGACGCAAUCGCAAGAACCAAGAACGGUGGAUGACAUCAAGCGCGUGAGAGUUUGUGCCCCGAAAUUUGGAAAUCUUUACCCCGAUCUCACGGGUGUUGAAGCCAGCACAACCGAUUCAGAGACUGAAUUCACGGUCGGCAGUACCGAACCCGAGACUGCAACAUUGGAAGAACCAACCGAGACUGAAACCGAAACUGAGGCUGAUUAUUACCUUCGGGAUGACGGAACGGGGGAUUACAGUGACGAGGACGGUGAAAGUGAAGAUAUCGGUAAUACAAGUUUGGGAAGAAGCAUUUUACACGUCGUGAAUCAACAAUCGUCUCUGAACAAGAAGAGAGCUAUUUACCACGACUUAGACAGUACAACGUCAGAUAUUUCCGUCUUGGAGGAAAUGGACGAUUAUUUAGACGAGUGUCUAGCAGUUCAAGACGCACAGGAAGGACCAACUCCUCCGAAAUUAAACCGUGGAGGCAAAAGUCCUUCCGCAACGUCCACAAGUUUUAAAUAUUCUCAAGGAUCGUCUUAUCGUUCCCCGAUAAAAAUUAACUCGCCAGCUUCUGCUUCGAAGAAGGAGCCCUACGUAAUCGAGGGCGAUAGUUGCGCCCCUUUGAUGCACAGCGUCAGUUUUUACAGACGCCAACAGUCCCAAACCCCAAAAACACCCGUUCGUCUAAUCUCGAGAAUUCCGGACAAUAGCAUUUCUCCUGGAAGUCCGUCGCCCGUCGACGAAAAGGAGGAAGCGGCUCUUGUCGUGGAAAAAGUUAAGCGACUUGUGGAGGAAGUUGGAAAACAGGAAACCACUAUUGGCCAAGCUAGUCAAGCUCUCAAUUUGUGCAAUUCUACUGUAGAAUUCAGCGGUUCUAGGGAGCAGGUCGAGGGAGAGAGACUUCUUCUUCUUGCAACACAUCGAAGACAGGCGGCGAUCCAGGAGCUUCAGCGACUAAAAGUUCAAGGAACUUUAAAACCUGUUGUCCCCGGUUCUCCGGAAUUUCAGGAGAAUGGAUCCCUGACAGUUUCUGCGAUUACUUUGCCGCUCAAGCGGGAGAAUUUCCGUAAUUUGGAUCCUGAUACGCGACUUCACUUUGUCUGUCUCGUUCGCCACAUGGAAAAUGUCGUCUCAACUCCAGUUGUUCAGACAGAAUCUGGAGAUUCCUGUGUUAGAUUUCCAUCAACCCUGAAGAUCGAGGAUCUUUACAGCGAUUUUCAGAUUAAGAUCGAGGUUUAUUCGCUCCAAACCCGCGCCGAAGUGUUGCCUCACGAAAUCAAGUACCAUAUUCACAAUAAUGGAAGUUCCUCUUCCGGUUCUAAGAAGCCUGGAGGAAAAACACCGAAGAAGUUUUUGAAACACGAUAGCAAAUUGCUCAGGCCCACGGUUCAAAGUCCGGCUGGUCCUUCCGCUGUGAGAUCUCCCGCAUUUUCUCUUGCGGGAUUCGUCGUUUUCAGUUUGAGGGAAGUUCAUCGGCAACAAUUUACUCUGAACAAUGUUCCGCAAAAUUCCCCGUUGGAGGGUCGUUUGCAAAUGCACGUUUCCUGUGAAUUAUCAGUUUCAGUCGAGCAUCGAGGUUUCCUUACAAUGUUCGAGGACGUCUCGGGAUUCGGAGCUUGGCACCGAAGAUGGUGUCUUCUAAAAGGCGACACCCUUUCCUACUGGAAAUACCCCGACGAUGAACGCAAAAAAACACCAAUCGGAAGCCUCGAUUUGCAGGGGAUCACAACAGCAAAUGUUGGUUUGGUUUCCAGGGACAUUUGUGCGCGACUCAACACCUUUUUACUCGAAACUGUGAGGCCGUCACAACCCGGAGACGUUGAUAGUCUCGUCAUGGUCCGAAAUGGCGCAAGUACCACUGUCAGGCACCUCUUGUCUGCCGAUACAAAGGAAGAUAGACUCGAGUGGUGUUCCAAAUUGAACAAAACCAUCCAUCUGAUUCGCGCCUGGGGUGGAACAUCAGCUCUCUGCUAAUUUUCGUGUCUUCACAUUUUCCUCGAGAAACUCGACGAUACUUAUCGAUUUUAUAAUCCGACUUAGUAUUAAUCCUACCUCUUAUCAUUAACUUUCCCGAUUUUUAAUUUUCUAUUUAGCCUAGAAAAAAAAAACAGACAGACCUUGGAAUGAAAAUCCGAACCCUCUUUCUCAAACUAAUUCGCUUCAAAUCUCUUUUCGGUAAUUGAGAAUAACUGCCGAUAUUAUUUAUCAUUCCGAUGGUGAACUGGGGUCGGAGAUUUUUAAAGUCUCUGCUUCGCCAAAUUGGAAUCCGUACUUUUUAUUCACGAUUGAAAUUAACAUUUGGCUAAUUAUUCAGUAAUUGGCUUCGAGGUUCUAGAUAACAAAAAUCAACUUUAUCGUGAUUUUACAAAAAGUAAUUUCACUCUUUUCUAAAAUGUAAGAUUUUUAAGGGGAUUUGUCAGAGCCUGAAAAAUAGUUAAGAGAUUUGAAAAGCAGCGAGAGAAGGGAAGGAUUAGUUAAUAUUCUAGACAUUAAUUUACUAGAUAUUAUUAAUCAAUGCGAAGAUUUUUUGAUCGACUAAUUAUUCGCUGUAGAUUUAUUGUAUAUAGAAGGACUUUUUACCCCUUACAUAUAUUUUGUACUAAUAUAUAUAUUAUGCAUAUAUAAAAUCUUAUAUAUCACUUAAGAGUUAAGAAAUGAGGAAAGUUAUCGUGCCAGGCAAUCUUCUUUGCAAUUUUAAGCUUGGAAACUCGUUUUCUUUUUCUUUUAAUUGAACGAGAGAGUUUAGUCUGAGAUUGUACAAUCUUUUAAUAAAAGUAGAGAAG